AAAAACAUCAUUUUUUUAGCGGCAUAACGUAGCUAGCAAAUUAGCUAUCGAAGACAGAUAAAAUAUUGUUCAUUAAAGGUUAUACAAGGUUACAGUGUGUGUGUAUACGUCGCCCGGUUUCAGGUCACUGCACCCACCUCCCAAGAUGUCGUACCCCCCUCACCUGAACCGCCUCCCCCAGUUGCCCCCCGGGAUUUGCCCUCCCCAAUUCGCUGGUUUCCCCCAGGGAGUCCCAGCAGGUACGCCCAUGAUUCCAGUCCACAUGGGGAUUAUGACCUCUGCGCCCGCUGUCAUGGUUCCUACCACAGUGUCUAUGGUCCAGAUGCCUCCUGGCCCUAGGAAGGAUCUGAACCUAGUCAGAGUCAAGGAGAACCAGGAGGGGGGCAGUGGAGACCCCACCACCACAGUGUUUGUCGGGAACAUCUCAGAGAAGGCUUCAGACAUGCUGGUCAGACAACUGUUAGCGAAAUGUGGCCUGGUCCUGAGCUGGAAGAGAGUCCAAGGGGCUUCUGGGAAACUGCAAGCGUUUGGUUUCUGUGAAUACAAGGAGCCAGAGUCCACCCUGCGUUCCCUGCGUCUGCUACAUGAGCUGUUGCUGGGAGACAAGAAGCUGCUGGUCAAGGUGGAUGCUAAGACCAAGGCCCAGCUUGAAGAAUGGAAGGCUCGGAAGAGGAACGCCAACGGGGGAGCCAAGUCUGAGGACGGACCCAAGGAAGACGGGGAUGAGGAAGAGGUUCUUGACGAAGACACAAAGCAGGAGCAGUGUCGUUUGGUGACGGGAGAAGGACAUGUUAUGGACCUGAUAUCACGUUUGUCUGUUUCCCAGGAGGACAUCAAUGUGAUGGAGAUGGAAGAUGACAAAAGAGACCUGAUAUCCAGGGAGAUCAGUAAAUUCAGAGACACUCACAAGAAACUGGAGGAGGAGAAGGGAAAGAAAGAGCAGGAACGGCAAGAGAUCGAUAAGGACAGGAGGGAGAGGGACAAAGAGAGGGAGCGAGAGAGGGAGCGCCGGGACCGCGAGAGGGAGAAGGAGAGAGAGAAGGAGAAGGAACGAAACGACAACAACAACAAGGAGAGAGAGCGGGACAGAGACCGGGAUCGAGAACGGAUCGAUCGGGACCGUGAACGGACGAGGGAGAGGGAGAGGGGAGACAGAGGAGAGAGGGAGCGCGUGAAGGAGAGGAGUCGAGAAGUCAGCAUAGACCGCAGUAGAUCCAGAGAACGGAGCCGCGAUGAGAAGAAACACGACCGCGAGGAGGACCAGGAGGAGGCGUACGAGCGCAGGAAACUGGAGAGGAAGAUGAGGGACAAGGAGACUGCCUACCAGGAACGUCUGAAGAACUGGGAGAUGAGAGAGAGGAAGAAGACUCGGGACUACGACAAAGAGAACCAACGAGAGGACGAGAGACGGCGUGAGAUGACAAAAGAAGGCAAGCGUCUGAAAGAGUUCCUGGAAGAUUAUGACGAUGACAAAGACGACCUGAAAUACUACAGGGGUAGUGCUCUACAGAAGCGUCUGAGAGACCGUGAGAAGGAGACGGAGCUGGAUGAGAGAGACAGGAAGCGGGAGAAGGAGGAGCAUGAUCAGAUCAGACAGAGACUGUUAGCUGAGGGACACCCAGACCCUGAGGCCGAGCUGCAGAGGAUGGAGGAGGAGGCAGAGCGGAGGCGGCAGCCCCCAGUGAAGCCGGUGCCAGAGGAGGAGGUGCAGCAGGAGAAACCAAACCGGGAGAGGGAGCACCACGAGAGGGAGCACCGGGAGAGGGAGCACCGAGAGCGGGAGCACAGAGAGAGGGAGCACCACAGGGACAGGAGAGGAGCAGACAGGCCUCCUCUCCAGCACCUUCAACCCCAAUCAGACGAUGACUUGGAGGAAGGGGAGGAGCUUGAUGAUUGUGACCGGGAGGACUCAUCAGAUGCCAGGCCAAACCCAAACCUGAAGCCCACGAUGCGGCCAAUAACAUCGGCCCCUUCGGUGUCGUCGGGCAGCGGCGGCGCCACACCCAACUCCCCCGGCAACGAGUCUCCCUGCGGCAUCAUCAUCCCUCAUGAAAAUUCUCCUGAAGCCCGGCCCGCUGAAGAACAGCAUCCCAAGAUUGGCCUCAGCCUCAAACUAGGAGCCAGCCCCAGCCAUCAGAUCCACACCGGGAGUAAACGUAAGAAGCUGGCCAACGUCGACAGCGUCUUCAACAAGUUCGGAGAGGAGGAGGCCGACGAGGCGCCUCGUAAACGUAAGCUGGUUCCGCUGGACUACGGUGAGGAUGAUAAGAGCUUGGGUCUGGACGGGGCCGAGGUACCUGGAGGGAAGGGAGACAAAACACCGGAGAAACGGAAACACAUCAGGAGUCUCAUUGAGAAGAUCCCGACGGCCAGACCGGAUCUGUUCAACUACCCUCUGGACUGGACUGCUGUGGACUCUACUCUGAUGGAGCGUCGCAUCAGACCGUGGAUCAACAAGAAGAUUAUAGAGUACAUCGGAGAGGAGGAAGCUACGCUAGUCGACUUUGUCUGUUCGAAGGUGAUGUCUCACGGCACACCGCAGGGGAUCUUGGAUGAUGUUGCCAUGGUUCUGGACGAGGAGGCAGAGGUGUUCAUAGUUAAAAUGUGGAGGUUGUUGAUCUACGAAACGGAGGCCAAGAAGAUUGGUCUGGGGAAAUGAAGACUAGUACCACUACAGUACUACUAUCUAGUACUACUACAGUACUACUAUCUAGUACUACUACAGUACUACUAUCUAGUACUACUACAGUACCACUGUUGUGAGGGACAGUUUUUUUUUUUUUUCUCCGGCUUCAAGUGUCUUUAUUUCUCUUGACUGAUCACACGGACACCUCUCACUCACUAGGGUGUUGAGACUAUGAGCAUGGGCCUAUUACCAGUCCCCAACCCCCCUCUACCCCCCCCCCCCCCCAACCCACUUCUAAAGAUCUCUUUUAAAUGAGUAUAAACUUCCCUGAGUCAAUACAUGUUAGAAGCACCUUUAUGUGGUGAUAUACAGCUGUGUCUUUCUGGGUAAGUCUCUUUAAGAGCUUUUCACACCUCGAUUGUACAAUGUUUUGCCGUUUAUUCUUUUUUAAAAAUCUUCAAACUCUGUCAAGUUGAUUGUUUAUCAUUGCUAGACAACCAUUUUCAAGUCUUGCCAUAGAUGUUCAAGCCAAUUUAAGUCAAAACUGUAACUAGGCCACUCAGGAACAUUCAAUGUUGUCUUGGAAAGCAACGCCAGUGUAGAUUUGGCCUUGUGUUUUUGGUUAUUGUCCUGCUGAAAGGUGAAUUUGUUUCCCAGCGUCUGUUGGAAGGCAGACUGAACCAGGAUUUCCUCUGGGAUUUUGCCUGUGCUAAGCUCUCGUCCCCUUCUUUUUAUCCUAAAAAAAAACUCCCACAUUGAGUACCACUCUUCAUAUUCUCAAGCAUGGCUUUGCCUGCAUCAUGUUAUCGGUAUGCUUGUCAUUGGCAAGGCUGUGUUGGAUUUGCCCCAAGCAUAACACUUUGUAGUCAGGACAAAAAAGUCAAUUUUUGCAGUCUUACUUAAGUGCCUUGUUGCAAACAGGAUGCGUGUAAAGGAAUGUUUUUAUUCUGUCCAGACUUCCUUCUUUUCACUCUUGUCAUUUAGGUUAGUAUUGUGGAAUAACUACAAUGUUGUUGAUCCAUCCUCAGUUUUCUCCUAUCACAGCCGUUAAACUCUGUAACUGUUUUAAAGUCACCAUUGACUUCCAUGGUGAAAUCCCUGAACGGUUUCCUUCCUCUCCGGCAACUGAGUUAGGAAGGACGCCUGUAUCUUUGUAGUGACUGGGUGUAUUGAUACACCAUCCAAAGCCUAAAUUAAUAACUUCACCGUGCUCAAAGGGAUGUUCAAUGUCUGCUGUUUUUAUUUUUUACACAUCAACCCAUCGGUUGAAAAACCUCCCUUCCUCUCUUUGUGGUUAAAUCUUUGCUUGAAAUACACUACUCGAUUGAGGGACCUUACAGAUAAUUGUGUGUGUGGGGUACAGAGUUGAGGUAGCCAUUUAAAAAAAAAACACGGAAAAAAACACGGAAUUAGUCCAUGCAAAUUAUUAUGCGGUUUUUUUGUACUUAUUUAGGCUUGCCAUAACAAAAGAGGUUGAAGACGUGUUGAUUCAAGACAACUUUAAAUUCAUUAAUAAAAAACAAAACAAUUUAUUUUUUAAAAUUUACUUUGACAUGAUGGUAUGUAGAUCAAUGGCACAAAAUCUCAGUUGAAUCCGUUUUAAAUUAAGGCUGUAACACAACAAAUUGUGUGGGGGAAUCAAGGUGUGUGAAUACUUUCUGAAGACUCUGUACUGGUGGAGGAUUUGCUCCACUGUGGGAUCUAAUGAUAAAAUGAAAGAAGCUUUUAAAAAAAAUAUAUAUAUAUAUAAUUUUUUUAUUUUUAUGAAAAUGUAUCUUCAAAUUUGAACAUGUGGAAAUGUGAUGUCACAACUGGAUGCAACAAUGUUACAUGUGUUUACGUGGAAUACAGUACCAGUCAAUAGUUUGGA
Oncorhynchus masou masou (cherry salmon) is the source of this 4496-nucleotide messenger RNA. RefSeq names its product RNA-binding protein 25-like. Gene Ontology annotation, molecular function: mRNA binding. Gene Ontology annotation, cellular component: spliceosomal complex. Gene Ontology annotation, biological process: mRNA processing; regulation of alternative mRNA splicing, via spliceosome. The record is from RefSeq and is a predicted model, not a curated record. NCBI's taxonomy places the organism in Eukaryota, Metazoa, Chordata, Actinopteri, Salmoniformes, Salmonidae.